CAAAAUCCAGAGAACUUUAGACCAUCAACGCAAGAUGAGACCAGCAUCACUCUGCAGUGGGAUAAAAUCAGCGACUUUGUCGGCUUCGUCCUCCGGUUUAACGGCACAGAGAUAAACGUUGGUGCACCAAGUGGAAAUGAAUCAGUAACUCAUACAGUCUCAUCUCUGACGGCUAGUACUAGAUACACGUUCACUCUCUUCUCUGUGUUUGAGAGCAUCAGAAGCAGUGGAGUCAGCAUCACAGCAACUACUGGGCCAAAUUACAUUGUUGCUUUAAACAUGAACUUGAAGUCCUAUGGUGCAUUGUCAGAAUAAGAAAUUCAGGCUUUUGUGACGGAGUUCUUUCUUAAACAUGGUAUCCUGCCACAGUUUUCCGUGAGGGUUAAAUCUGUCGAGCCUUAAGAUGAGCAGAGGAACGUUUUCUCCUGGAGGGAAAAAAUAUGUAUAAUCACGAGAAAAUAUUUUGUCAAAUUUUUAAAUGUACAGAAAAAUAAGUAUCAAACACAUCACAAUUUUUCAUCAUAAUAUUUCUAAAGGUGUUAUUCACAUAAAAUUUUCACUAGUGGAAAAUAACAACCCAUUUGAUCCAUGCAAAGAAAGAAAUAAGUUCAGAAAUUAAGUCAUUUGUAAUAUUGUGAAAUGACACAGGGAAAAGGUCUUGAACACACACAGAAAGGGAACUGAUCUGAUGUCUCGGAAAGCUUAAAAUUAGCAGGUGCAAUUGAUUAAAAGAAAACGAUAGUAAUGCACUCAUCCACGCAAGACUCCAUUUCUGAAGAAAAAGCAUGUUGCAGCUUGAUUUCUUUGCUUAUAAUGUUCCGUAGUUAUUAUGUUCCUUAAGUUUUAUUUUAUAAUGUAUUUGUUAUUUUGUAAAGCUAGGUAUCAUUUGCAUAUAUUAAGAAAACUUUGCUGCACGGCAUUUGGACAACUCUUUCUGUAAAUAACCCCAAAUUAAGCUCCUUAUUUGUUGUAUUGCCUCUUGGCGUUUGUUGUCUUUAUUUCAUUUUGUUUUGUGUAGUAUAUGGUUGACUUCCGGUUUUUUGAUAUGUCGCUUUUAUUUUGGUGAGAGUUUCCGCUGUUUAUGUUGUGGAGCGGCAGCUUGGCAACGGAAGGAACGGAAGACAAGUUGCGAAAGUGUUUUAAAAAUGUAUCUUAUUAGCGGCCCCCUUGAUGGCUGCACAAGGUCAUGGCUUCGCAUGGCUUAUUUCUGUCCAAGGAGCAGUUUCAGUGCUGCAUCUGCCAGGAUGUUUUCUCCGAGCCCGUCUCCAUCCCCUGCGGUCACAGCUUCUGCUUCACCUGCAUCACGGCCCACUGGGAAGGCAGGCUCUCCAUCGACUGCCCCAGAUGCCACACAGAGUACGAGGUCUGCCCAGAGCUCUGCGAAAACUCCUUCGCCAAAGAAAUGUCGGAGAAGAUCCGAGCCAGGAGGCAGGACGACGUGCCGGGGAAGACAGUCGGCUGCGGCGCAUGCGGGGGGAAGCAAACGAAGGCCCUGAGAUCCUGCCUGGUGUGUCUGACCUCGUAUUGCGAGAGCCACCUGGAGCCUCACCUCAGGGUUGGCUCGCUGAAAGCUCACAAGCUGAUUGAACCGGUGGGGAUGCUGGAGAACCGGGUGUGCAGGAGGCACCAGGAGCUCCUGGAGCUGUUCUGCAGAAGUCACCAGAAGUUUGUUUGCGUGCAGUGCGUGAAAACCGACCACCGCUGCAACGACACAGUCCCAGUGGAACGAGAGAGCCAGGACAAGAAGGGUCAGAUUAAAAUGAUUCAAGGUGAAGUUCAGCAGAGGAUCCAGGACAGGCUGCAGAAGCUGGAGGAGAUCAGACUCAAUCUUGAGCUAAGCAAAGAGAACACAAAGAGGGACAUUGAGGAAAGUGGGCAGGUGUUCUCCGCUCUGUCCCGCAGCAUCGAGAGAAGUCGAGCCGAGCUGGUCGAGUUGAUCCAGAGGAAGCAGGAGGCGGCAGAAAUGAGGGCGAAGAGGCUGAUCGCUGGGCUGGAAACAGAAAUCUCUGAGCUGCAGAGGAGAAGAAAGGAACUGGAGCAGCUGCUUCACCACGAAGACCACCUCCACGUUCUGCAGAGCUUCCCGGCUGUGAGCUCUCUUCCGUCUACCGAAGACUCCUCAAACAUCGUCGUCCAUUCAGAAACAUGCCUGGGAACCAUAAGGAGAGCGGUGGCUGACAUUCGGGAGCAGCUGCAACUGCAACUGGAAAAACUUUCCUCUCGAGAAUACGAGAAGAUCCAGCGGUAUCCAGCUGAUGUCCUUCUGGACCCCAGGACGGCCAACCCCUGGCUCGUCCUGUCAGAGGACGGGAGGCAGGUGCAGGACGGAGACGUGAUGCGAAAUGUGGCAGAUCUCCCAGAACGUUUUGACAAAGCUCCUUGUGUCCUCGCUCUCAUGGGUUUCACCACAGGGAGGCGCUACUGGGAGGUGCACGUGGGAGACAAAACGGCGUGGGACUUAGGCGUGGCUCGAGCAUCCGUGAAAAGGAAAGGAGCUGUGACUCUGAGUCCAGACGACGGUUUCUGGACCGUCUGUCUGAGGAAAGGAGCUGAGCUCUGGGCCUGUGCAGGAGAGGCGGAGCUGCUGUGCGUUUCCAAGAGGCCAAAGGUCAUUGGCGUGUUCCUGGACUAUGAAGAUGGGGUUGUUUCUUUCUACAAUGCAGAGAAAGGGUCACACAUCUAUUCAUUUACAGGGUUUCGCUUCACCGAGGCCAUUUUUCCCUUUUUCAACCCGGAUACGAAUGAAAACGGCACCAACAAAUUGCCGCUGACCAUCCAGCCCAUCAGGAAACGGAUCUUUGGCACAGAUUUAGAUGACAUCACUAUAUGAUAUUUUAAAUAUGUAUCCGUCAGCAACGUUUUAUUUAUGAUACAAUUUAUGUUAACAUUGUUUUGCAAAGCUCCCUCAGCACUCCAUUAUUCACAGUAA
Messenger RNA from Poecilia reticulata (guppy), 2929 nucleotides. Its product is annotated as E3 ubiquitin-protein ligase TRIM39-like. NCBI's taxonomy places the organism in Eukaryota, Metazoa, Chordata, Actinopteri, Cyprinodontiformes, Poeciliidae. Gene Ontology annotation, molecular function: zinc ion binding; protein binding. The record is from RefSeq and is a predicted model, not a curated record.